UUCGUUUGAAACUCAAUAGAUCAUCAGAUCGCAGUCAUCUCCCCUGAUUCGUGAAUCCCAAUUCCCAAUCCGUCGCCGGCCGCCGGUGGCCGGUUGCUGGCACUGUCUACACCGAAGCCCUCUCUCUCUCUCUCUCUCGAUCUCGAUCUCGAUCAAUGGCCGCAGAGUCUCUCACUAGUGAGCGAAAAGGUGAGAAGAGAAAAGCGGAAGUGGUGGUUCACCUUAGAGCCACUGGCGAUGCUCCCAUAUUGAAGCAGGCUAAAUUCAAGAUUGCUGGAUCGGACAAGUUCUUGAAGGUCAUUGAGUUUCUUCGCCGCCAGCUUCAUAGGGAUACCUUGUUUGUCUAUGUCAACAGUGCUUUUUCUCCAAGUCCAGAUGAGUUAGUUAUCGACCUAUACAAUAAUUUUGGAUUUGAUGGAAAGCUUGUGGUCAAUUAUGCUUGCUCAAUGGCAUGGGGCUGAGAUCGAAGAAGCCGUUUUUUUUUAUUUCUUCCUGGAUAUUAUACUGCAAAGGAUAACAGUUUAACAUUUUAAAUCCAACAAUUCUUGAUUCAUGAUGUAAAUCUCCAUACUAGUUUCCUUGUUGAUUAGAAACAGUUCUUAUUACUUUGUUAAACAACUCGUUUUGUGAUAUUCAUAUGGUUUGGCAA
Messenger RNA from Dioscorea cayenensis subsp. rotundata (Guinea yam), 649 nucleotides. Its product is annotated as ubiquitin-like protein ATG12. The transcript is spliced from 5 exons. Gene Ontology annotation, biological process: autophagosome assembly; autophagy of mitochondrion; nucleophagy. NCBI's taxonomy places the organism in Eukaryota, Viridiplantae, Streptophyta, Magnoliopsida, Dioscoreales, Dioscoreaceae. Bases 156 to 461 code for a protein of 101 amino acids. The record is from RefSeq and is a predicted model, not a curated record. Gene Ontology annotation, cellular component: phagophore assembly site membrane; Atg12-Atg5-Atg16 complex; cytoplasm.